Messenger RNA from Ectocarpus siliculosus, 636 nucleotides. NCBI's taxonomy places the organism in Eukaryota, Phaeophyceae, Ectocarpales, Ectocarpaceae. The record is from the annotation of a GenBank genome assembly.
AUGGUUGGCGCUCUCGGACUAGCCCUCGGAUCGACGCCACUCAUAGCAGGCGCCCCCAACGGGAUCGAGAAGAUAUCGGGGGCUGGAUUCCAACGAGGUCAAGAUGAAUUCUCCCUCUGGACGAAGGAGGGCUUGCCGGUCUCGCGUGCAAACAAGGCUGAAUACGUGCGCCUCGCCUCGAGACCGGCACGCGGCAAGUUCAAGGGGGGUGGUAAGUUCGAGUUCAGCUUCAACGGGCCAUUGCUCUACGGCGAUGUGGACGUCAAUACCUUGACCUUGGAGCUCUCUGCCUUGGUCAAGAAGGGCAGCGGCGACCACUGGCAAGUAGACAUGUUCAACACGAGACGAGGGAAACGGUGGGACAAGAUCGGUGACCUCUCCGAGGCGGGUUCUGAUUGGUCCACGUCGAACCUGGUGGUGAUGAGCGACGACGGUUGCGGCGAUGCCCCGAAACGCAUCAAUACCACGAGGACGAAGAGAUGGAAGCCCAAGCGCUGCAUCAGCGACUACUUCGAUACCGACAGCAACGAAGUCCUCAUCCGUGUUCACACGCGGGAAUCGAAAGAGGUCGUCUUCAUCGACUACGCGCACAUAAAGGCUUCUUUCGGACUUAACCCACACGCUGGUGGCGCCUAG